CUGUAAAAAAGCGAAAAAUCAAGACCCAGUCCCUCACCCGCCGACUAGACAGACAUGGACCGUGUCGCCACCCAACAUAGUAACAUAACCCAAACGGCCGUGAACCGCGCCUACAUGAUACAGUGUGGCAGGUGUCAGGCUGUUAUUGAGUAUGACACUCACGCCGGCCGGCCCACGAUCAGUCCUCAUUGUCAACGAGCACUUGGACACCUGUCCAGCCAAGCAUGGGCCAGCCCCAUCUUACCCCUCCUGAAACAUAUGACACACAGAACAUACCUAGUCAUAACUCUAUUGAAAACAUGGGUGCCGAUGACAGCAAGCACAAUAAUCAAAUUAUUGUGGGCUGUCGCAAGCUGAAAAGCGAGGCUCAGCGGAAACGGGAGCUCAAAGACGACGAGUACACCUGCAGUGUGCACGGAUGCGAGAAGGAGAUCAGUUUGGACAAGCGCCCCAGAUACUAUCCUGAACUUUGGACCAAACACAGAAGGAAAUGUCAAGAAAUCAAAAAGAUCGAGAGUGCAGAACAGCACUCGACAGCCGCUAGUUCAUUUGAGAUAAGUGGUCCCCGGCUGACGACAUUUUGGGAGUGGCGAACUCUAGUGAAAGCAACAGUCUCAAGACAAACGGAGCUGUCGUGUAACGAAGGUCAGGACAGGGAGAUCAGGAUAUUCCUUUCAGCAUGCUUGCAAAGGGGAGACAGGCCAUGGGCGUACUGCUACUCUACCACGAAGGAGAUCGAAGAGAGAAAAAUCGGUACCGUUUACUUUGAUACUUACCAAACGUCCAAGUCCAAAACGGCGUGA
Messenger RNA from Suillus subaureus, 803 nucleotides. RefSeq lists its product as uncharacterized. Lineage: Eukaryota; Fungi; Basidiomycota; Agaricomycetes; Boletales; Suillaceae. The transcript is spliced from 5 exons. The record is from RefSeq and is a predicted model, not a curated record. Bases 225 to 803 code for a protein of 192 amino acids.